Ipomoea nil (Japanese morning glory) is the source of this 1023-nucleotide messenger RNA. Its product is annotated as glutathione S-transferase T3-like. The transcript has a single exon. Bases 1 to 1023 code for a protein of 340 amino acids. The record is from RefSeq and is a predicted model, not a curated record. Lineage: Eukaryota; Viridiplantae; Streptophyta; Magnoliopsida; Solanales; Convolvulaceae.
AUGAGCAAUGUGAAUUAUCAGCAAUUACCUUUCUUGUUUCAAGGUGUUCCCCCAACCUAUCAUCCAUCAUAUUCUAGUUUUACUCCAAUGUCUACUCCCACUGGGGUUUCUCAUCCUACUCAUACAACAAAUAUACCUUUGCGAGAAUUUCCUGAGUACUCCACUCAUGAAAUGUCAACACCUCAAGAAACACGACCACCAGGCAUAUUGAAAACUCGAUGGACAAAUAAGGAUGACAUGAUGUUAUGCAGCGCAUGGCUCAACAUUAGUAAAGAUGCUGCAGUUGGAAAGGAUCAAAGUGGUAAUAGCUUUUGGAAUCAAGUUGUAGAAUUUUAUAAUCUGUACCGGAGCCAACCUGAGCAAGCCAAAAAGAAUAAAAUGGGAUUGCAGAAUCGUUGGGGGAGGCUAAAUCAUUCAGUUUCAAAAUUCGCCGGCUAUUAUGAAUAUAUUUUGCAUCGGAGGGAAAGUGGCUUAAAUGAGGCUGAUAAAAAAAAUAGGGCCAUGCAAUUAUAUCACGAGAUUGAGAAGGAAAGUUUUAUGUUUUUGCAUGCUUGGGAAGUGCUAAGGAAUGAAGAGAAAUGGUGUAACCAAGCUGGGAGUGGCAUUGAUGUUAACUUAACCAGAGAUGAACGUCCAAAGCGAACGAAAAAUACGGAGUCAGGUAAAUACACAUCUUCAUCAUCAAAUUCACAACCAAGUGAGACACCAUAUGUGGGAGGGUCUAGCUCUCGUCCCAUGGGAAGGGACGCUUCUAAGGCGAAAGGAAAAAGAAUGCAAUCAACAACACAGUCAACGGUAUCAAAAAGUUUGGGCGAGCAAGUUGAAACGCAAGUUAGUGUGGAAAUGGAAAAAAUAAACCUCAUGAAACAAUAUAUGAAGCGACAAGAAGAAAAGCUGCAACAACAACAACAAACUGAGAAAAAUAAACUUCUCAUUCAGUUUAUGCAACUAGAUACAUCAAGUAUGAAUGAAACGCAAAAACAAUUGUACGAUAAGCAAAUGAAGAAGUUUUUAGAUGAGUAA